Messenger RNA from Exophiala spinifera, 1398 nucleotides. RefSeq lists its product as uncharacterized. The coding region runs from base 1 to 1398 and encodes 465 amino acids. The record is from RefSeq and is a predicted model, not a curated record. The transcript is spliced from 4 exons. NCBI's taxonomy places the organism in Eukaryota, Fungi, Ascomycota, Eurotiomycetes, Chaetothyriales, Herpotrichiellaceae. Gene Ontology annotation, molecular function: metallodipeptidase activity. Gene Ontology annotation, biological process: proteolysis.
AUGUCGGGCAUAUCCGAGCAUCCCACCACCGGCGUCAACGUGGAUGGGAUUGCGAACAUCAACCCUGCCACAACUUCACAGGCUCUCGUGCUUCGAAACUCGAGGCCGCAGGGGUUGCGGAAGUAUCUAUACUCGUGCCUGGUGGGUUCUGUGGCGAUCUUUACGACGCUGUACCAGACGGGCACAGGGCUGUCCCUGUUCGGCCCCAGAUUCGAUGCCACCGACCACGCCGGAAGGACUAAGCACGUCCUGUCGACAACGCCGCUGGUCGAUGGCCAUAAUGACCUCCCGUACAUCCUCCGGCAGGAGUUGAAGAACAGAAUCUAUGACCCCCGCUUUGACUUUCGAGGACAUCUGUUGAGCCACACCGACCUGAGCAAAAUCCGGACUGGCCAACUCGGCGGGCAAUUCUGGUCGGUGUACAUGGAGUGUGCGGCCGAGGGUGUACCGCAACUUGAAGAGCCCACGUGGGUGGUCCGAGAUACUCUUGAACAGAUCGACGUUAUCAAGCGGCUCAUCGAGCAACAGUCGAAUGAUUUGCAAUUCUGCACUACGCCAACCUGCGUCCGCGAUGCUUUUUCAGCGGGGAAAAUAGCAAGCAUGAUUGGCAUUGAGGGAAGUCACCAAAUUGGCAACUCGAUUGCUACUCUGCGGCAAAUGUUCGAGUUAGGCGCUCGGUACAUGACAAUCACCCACAAUUGCGACACGCCGUUCGCCACCGCUGCCACCACGGUAGCCCAAGGCAACGGCGAUCUCGGCCUGACUCCGCUGGGCCAGAAGCUCAUAGAGGAGAUGAACCGACUAGGCAUGCUCGUCGACUUGUCCCAUGUGUCGCCAGAAACGAUGCGUGACGUGUUGCGCGUGACUCGGGCACCGGUCAUGUUUUCACAUUCGGGAGCUUUCGGCAUGACAAGACACCUGAGGAAUGCCCCUGACGACGUCCUCGUGAGCCUGAAGUCGAACGGCGGUGUCAUUAUGGUUCCUUUCGUGAGCUAUUUCCUCAACAAAGACCACCCCGAGGACGCGAGCAUUCACGACGUUGCAGACCAGAUCCUGUACAUUGCCGGUCUGAUCGGCUGGGACCAUGUUGGCAUUGGUUCGGAUUUCGACGGUACCGUUGAUCUUCCUCGAGGGCUCGAGGAUGCUUCUAAAUAUCCUGAACUGAUACAGCUCCUGAUGAAGCGCGGGGCGACGGACCGCCAGAUCCGCCUUCUCGCGGGCGACAAUAUCCUCAGAGUCUGGUCCCACGUCGAAAAGUACGCGCAAAAGGCACGAUCGAGGAUGCAACAGCUUCCUGUCGAAGACGUAUGGGAAGGACGAAAGUGGUUCCAUGGAAAUGACCAGCAUUUACCCCCGAUGUUCCGCGACAGCAAGAAAGAGCGAAGGGAUAGCUUUUGA